Eleginops maclovinus (Patagonian blennie) is the source of this 795-nucleotide messenger RNA. RefSeq names its product short transmembrane mitochondrial protein 1 (gene stmp1). The transcript has 3 exons. NCBI's taxonomy places the organism in Eukaryota, Metazoa, Chordata, Actinopteri, Perciformes, Eleginopidae. Bases 145 to 285 code for a protein of 46 amino acids. The record is from RefSeq and is a predicted model, not a curated record.
GCGCAUGCGCAUACGUCUUGUUUAUGACAGGCUAGCUUCGUUAGCCAAGUCGAUUGGUUGAUCUCGUUGCUCUACAUUUUAACUUACUGCCUGCUUUUGAGUCAGUGUUUCGUUCUACUGCUAUCAAUCCUUCAUUGUUUCAACAUGCUACAGUUUCUGGCUGGCUUUACCCUGGGAAAUGUCGUGGGGAUGUACCUGGCUCAAAACUAUGAUGUCCCGAACAUAGCCAAGAAAAUCGAAGCCUUCAAAAAAGAUGUGGAGGCCAAGAAGAAGCCCCCAGAGUGAGCAUCGGGACCAUGAUGCAAAGCAAGCAGAUGCAACCCUGGAGAGAAACUAUUUAUUUUACAUGGCUAUGUUACAAUGAGUGUACAUUUCAUUGAUAAUGUAAAAUGUGUAUAAGAAUAUUAAGAGUGCCUGGAACCACACUUGUUUCUAACCUUAGUUUUAUAGCCAUGUUCUCAUUGUAGCCUAUUUUUAUAAGAUAAAUCGUACAAAAACUGGAUUUAGAGAAUAUAACAACUGCCUAGUGGGAACACUUUAGGUCCAGUGUUAUGGCACUGUUGCCUUUUCUAUGAUGCACUCUGGUUAUUCCUUGCACGUAACAUUCAUUAUAUUCACAUUAGGUGUACACAAUGUUCUUUUAAAGUGAAUUUUAAUAGGGCAUUCAGUUGUUCUCUUCUGUUGUAUUCCACAAAAGCAAAGGUUUUCCUUGAGCAAGCUUGUAGUGUGACAAUAACUGCCAAAUCUUCACAUUCAUGAAUCUGAAUCAGUUUACAAUAAAAUUGCUGUUAAGAA